This is a messenger RNA of Helianthus annuus (common sunflower), 1657 nucleotides long. RefSeq lists its product as uncharacterized. The record is from RefSeq and is a predicted model, not a curated record. The transcript is spliced from 2 exons. NCBI's taxonomy places the organism in Eukaryota, Viridiplantae, Streptophyta, Magnoliopsida, Asterales, Asteraceae. The coding region runs from base 349 to 834 and encodes 161 amino acids.
GCCUGAACGUGAAACAACUGAGCUUAAAUCUUGGACAAGAUGACAGUGCACGUCCUUUAGGUUUAACUAAAAGUACAGUGCACGUCCUUAACGUUUAAAAGUUGCACUGCAAAUCCUUUAACUUUAUUUUCGUUGCAUUGCAAGUCCUUUAUGGCAAAAGGUGUUAACUUUUACCAUUAAAUACCCCACGUGCCUCCCACGUGAGGGGUAGAUCCGUCCUUUCCCUUCAUUAUUCCCCUUUAAAACCCAGUCUUCAACAUUUAAGUUCAUCCCCUUCCUCUCUGUAUUAACCCUAACACCAAUUAUUCCCAGAAUCGUUCCCCUUCCUUCAACAUUUCACUUCAAACGAUGGAUCCCGAUCCUGUAGUGGAGCCUGGUGGUGCAUUUCAUAUACGAGGCGAAGAUGAGGAUUUUGACGAUAAUCUCCUAGAUUUGUAUCCUGAACUCUUUUCUAUAGUAUUGAAUCACGGGGGUUACUUCACAAACUAUCCAGGUCGUGAUUACGUGAAUGGAAAGCAAAGUAAUAUAGAUCUUUUGACUGUUGAAAGGUUCAGUAAUCACGAAUUGCAGCUGAUUAGGAGGGAGUUAGGUUACGAAGAUGAAAUUCCGACAUUUUUCCAUUUCAGAAAACUAGGUUCUAUUGAUUUAGGGAUACAAGAACUUCUUCACUUUGUUAAAAAUAACAUAAGGAUUAUUGAUGUGUACCUUGAGCAUGGCAACACAAAUAUCCAUCCUUUUCCUGGCACACAAUCAAGUGUGGUUAUUAAUAGUGAUCAAAGUGGGCAGGAAGAUGAAGACAGUGAUGGAGAUGAGGUCAUUGAUCAAAGUGGGUAGGAAGAUGAAGAUGAAGACAAUGAUUAUAUUGUAGAUUUGGAUAAUCAGAUGGAAGAGAAUGAGGUUGAUAUGAGAGAUUUUGAGUUUCUUGUUGAGCAAGAGGAUGAUCCAGUGCAGAUUGAGUCAAAUCUGGAUUUAGAUGUGCUAGAUAAUGAAAACUUUGAUAGUGCAAGUGAUGAUGACAAUAUUGGGAGUAUUAGGAGCAGGACAUUAAAAUCACUAAUAAAAGCUCAUGGAAAAGCUUCCGGUUUCCAUGUAGGUCAACAAUUUGCAAACAAGUAGGAGCUAAGGGCAUUUUUAAGGAAGUAUACAGUGGAAUCAAGAAGGCUAUUGAAAACAGUUAAAGAUGAUAAGGAGAGGUUGAGGGUUGUAUGUGAUGGUGAUGUGCCUGGUUUUCAAAAAAUUAAGGUUGAGAAACCUAAAAGAAUUAGGAAAAAGAAGUGUGAGGCCCAUGUGGAUGGUGGACCAUCAAGUCAAAAAGGUCAACAGGUUGUUGCUGAUGUGGAAGGUGCAAGUACCAGUCCAAAAGGCAAAAGGACUAAAUCUAAAGCAGCAAGAUUACACAUUUGCAAAGUUGAGGUACCAAAAAAGAAAAACAUUGGUGGGAGGGGCUACAAGACAAAUCCAAAAGAAUAUGCUUGUCCUUUUGUUUUGUUGGUAUCCAAAAAUAUGAAGCAUCUACUAGUGGGACUGGGGUGAAGAAGGGUAAAACUAGAAAGGCUAACAAGGAUGCUGCAGGAAAGAAGGCUGUUGCUGCAAGUGUUGGAAAGAAGGCUGUUGCUGCAAGUGGGAAGGGUCGGAAGGCUGUCGGAAAGAAGGCUGU